UUUGCAGGGGGGUGUGUGGCAGUACGUGUUGUGGUGUUUUGGGUGCUGCGUGACCCUAAGGUUGUUUCCCAAUGGCUGCAUUGUUGUGUUUUUUUUGUUUUGUUUUUUUCCUCCACGGUGCAAAAUCUGUUGGGAUAAUCAAAGGCACAUGCACCAGGACUCAGACUAGACAGGAUGAUUGCGAAGGGCAGGAGCGGCGGGACACAGAAACACUCCCGAUUUUAUUUCUAGACUGUGCUAGGGGAGGCGUUGACAACACAACUUGGUUGCGUGUGUGGCGGGGUGUGUGUGUGUGUGUGUGUGUGUUUUUUUCCCCUCUCUCCCCAAUCCAAUGCAAACAGAUGACUUUGCAAAAGGGCUGGCGAACUCGGCAGCCUGGGGCUGUCUAGUCCUGCCAACCCAAGCGAUACCAAGUCAGGAGUGCUGGAUAAGACUCGCGGGAGAUUUUGAGGGGGAUCCCAAAGUAAUUGUGCCAAGUGACUGUUUGGCUCGACUAACUGUUCCCUGCCUGAGCUGACCACGUCCAUGUGUGUUUUUUAGGAAUCACGUUUGUAUUUCAUAGACUAAUGACCCCAUCGUGGGUUUGAUGUUUUUGUUGUUGUUAGAGAAAUAAAAGCAUAUUUGACCAAGACAUAAGUGGUUUAAGGAGACUUAAAAAAAAAAAAAACCUGGCUACUGAAUUACUGAUUACUAUGUAUGUAAAAUAUUUGGAUUAUUACCAGCUUGAGGGGGAAAGUCCAUCAAACCAGCGUUUCCGAAAUAAUUCUGGGCUCAGGUGGAAAGGGAGCGAAAACUCCCAGGGCUCGUGUCCAAGAGGGCGAGCGUCCGCCAGGAAACCCGUGUAAUCUUUUAAUGGGUUUCCAAUUAGUUUAUGGUCUCCUCGAGUGCAGCUAAAGUCCUCAGCGCACCCAAGACACGGCUGCUGCGGAAUGUAAACACGAGCCGCGGACGGCUCCGGAGCGGGGUUGCUGGUUGCAGCGCCAGUGGAGACGGGCUGCCCUGUCUCUUCCUGGAGAGAGAGCGAGAGUGUGUGUGUGUGUGGCUUUUUUCUUUCAUUUUAAACACUUAAAAAUAAAUCAGUAGCCAGGGACAAUUCCCCUUGUUUUCCUCGUCGUUUACUACCACAGCGCGCUUGGCGUGGAGACAGGCGCUCGUAAAUCUGCAGUCCCAGCUGGCCCCUUUCCACACGCUAUUCCUGGAGGUAGCAACCAGCAAAGAGGAGCGGGCGGGUUUGUUUGAAAAAGGAAGGAGGGGGGCAGACUGGAAAUCUCAGAGCUUUGCAAAAGUGCACGCCCCCCCCCCCAUGCAAGGUGCAAAGUAUCAAACUUUAUGGGGGGGAGAAAGGAGGUGGGUGACUCUUCAGAAAUCUCCAGUUCAGCCAGCCAGGGUUGAAAUCCGAUCCCUGUUGACAUAUGGGAUCAUGUCAAGGGGUUGCUGAUGAGAUUUUUAAAAAUUAUAAGGAGGGAAGGGUGGUGAAAACACCUCUGUAUUUCUCUAAGGAGAAGCAGUCAAUCAAACUCCAGUGCCAGCAGAGCUGAAGGGUUCAUUUUCCUCACACCUUGUUAAUUUCUUUAAGGGAUUUUUUUUUUUAAAUGGCACAAGUGCCUCCUCCAUAGGAAUGUGUCCAAGCAAAUUGCUUCGGUUGGGGUGGGAGGAAUGUGGGGACAAGGUGAUCUGUACAGUCUGUGUGAUUGCUUUUUAUUGAAGAGUUCCAGUUAGUUUGUUGUGUAAAUGACAGAUGUGACCUGAUGUCAAAAUACUUUCCUCUUCUCCCCCCACCCCCAAGGGGGAGAAACUUUGUUUUGAAAACUCAAUGGUUUAAGUAGUGGUGUGUGGAGUAGCAGCGACCUCGCUCUGUUUGCAAGGGAAUCGCCUUUUGAAUGUAUCUGGGGUUUGGUUUGUUGUCACAAUAUUUUGAAAUAUUAUGAAAUAGCCUUGAUGGCCUAGAAGGAAGAGUAGGGAAAGAAAAACAUCCUACUUUUUUUUUUUUUUUUUUAAAUUUGUGGCUUCUCUUCCCUUCUUUGAAUCUGGCUUUCAAAGGCAUCCAACUCAGGAUCUGGCUCUGUUUAUACACCAGGUGUUGGCCUGGCCCUGGGAGGCUACUAAAAUAAUGAAGUCCUUCUGUGAAAGCGUAAGGACUCUUACAGCCCCUGGGCUCAUGCCAUUCUGUAACAAAUGAAAGCUCUGAGAGCCAGGGAGCUUGCGAGGCGGUCCCUGUCGCAGGAGCAGCCUCUUACCACAGGUUUGAAAGAAACUUUUGGGCUGUGAAUUGAGGCAUUGGGCAGAGUCAAGAUGGCCUCUCCGGCAGACAGCUGCAUCCAGUUCACCCGCCAUGCAAGUGAUGUACUUCUCAAUCUCAACCGCCUUCGGAGCCGGGAUAUCCUCACCGAUGUCGUUAUCAUCGUGAACCGGGAGCAGUUCAGAGCCCACAAAACUGUCCUCAUGGCCUGCAGCGGCCUCUUCUACAGCAUAUUCACCGACCAGCUAAAGUGCAAUCUGAACAUCAUCACUCUGGCCCCAGACAUCAACCCUGAGGGAUUCUGCAUCCUGCUGGACUUUAUGUACACCUCCCGCCUCAACCUGAGGGAAAGCAACAUCAUGGCCGUCAUGGCCACCGCGCUGUACCUGCAGAUGGAGCACGUCGUCGACACUUGCCGAAGGUUUGUCAAGUCUAGCGAAGCCGAAAUGGUCUGUGCAAUGAAGACGCCAAGGGAAGAGUUCUUGACGGGCCGGAUGCUGAGUCAUCCGGAGGUGAUGGCUUACAGGAGCCGGGAAGUCUCAGAGAACAACAUGCCUCUCCGAAACACGCCUCUCUGUGAUGGGAGGGCCUUUGCCUCCACUUUGUACAGUGGCCUGUCUGGAUCACACCUUUCCUACACUGGAUACAAUCCCAUUCCAGUCAACGGUUUCCUCUUAGACGACGAGCUGCGAGAGGCGAGGAUGCCCCUGCCGGAUGUCUCGAGGGUCAACCCUUUCCCAAAGGAGAGAACGCUGCCAUGUGACAGCUCCAGGACAAUCCCUGCAGACUACACCAGAGCCGUCACCGAUCUUUCAGCCAACACGUGCUAUGCCACCAUCUAUUCUCCAAAAGAGGCUGCUACCGAAGAGGCCAGAAGUGACAUGCACUACAGCAUAGCCGCUGGUCCUAAGCCCGUCGCACCUUCGCUCCGAAACAAUCCCUACUUCGCCUGUGACAAAGCGGCCAAAGAAGAAGAGCGGACCUCUUCGGAAGACGAGAUAAGCCAACACUUCGAACCAACCAACACACCAAUGAACCGAAAGGGUCUCAUCAGCCCCCAGAGCCCCCAGAAAUCAGACUGCCAACCCAACUCGCCAACCGAGUCCAGCAGCAGCAAGAACGCCUGCAUUGCUCAAAGCUCUGGCUCUCUGGGUACCAAGAGCCCGACCGACCCCAAAGCCUGCAACUGGAAGAAGUACAAAUUCAUUGUCCUCAACAACCUCAACCAGAGCACCAAGCAAGACGGUGCCGAGCAGAACGAAGCGGGGACCCUCUCCCCUCGCUCGUACGUGUCUGCGUCGGUUUGCCAGCAGUCCAUGGAACCUGAGAAUCUAGACAUCCAGUCCCCAACCAAGCUGAGCUUGAAUGGGGAAGACUCGACAAUCCCACAAGCAAGCAGGCUCAACAACAUUGUGAACAGAUCUCUGGAUGGGUCCCCUCGGAGCAGUGAGGGGCAGUCCCCUCUGUACCUGCAUUCCUCAAAAUGCAGCUCCUGUGGCUCCCAGUCCCCCCAGCAUUCUGAGAUGUGCCUUCACACCCCUGGCUCGACCUUUGGAGAGGAAAUGGGCGAAACCCACUCCGAAUACUCCGACUCCAGUUGUGAAAACGGAGCCUUCUUCUGCAACGAGUGUGACUGUAGGUUCUCUGAAGAGGCUUCCCUCAAGAGACACUCCCUGCAGGCGCACAGUGAUAAGCCCUACAAGUGUGACCGUUGCCAGGCCUCCUUCCGCUACAAGGGAAACCUAGCCAGCCACAAAACCGUUCACACAGGUGAGAAGCCAUAUCGUUGCACUAUCUGCGGAGCCCAGUUCAACCGGCCGGCCAACCUGAAGACCCACACGCGCAUCCACUCCGGAGAGAAGCCCUACAAGUGUGAGACCUGCGGGGCCAGAUUUGUCCAGGUUGCCCAUCUCCGAGCUCAUGUGCUAAUCCACACUGGCGAAAAACCCUACCCCUGUGAAAUCUGUGGCACACGCUUCCGGCACCUGCAGACGCUCAAAAGUCACCUUCGAAUCCACACUGGAGAGAAACCAUACCAUUGUGAGAAGUGUAACCUGCAUUUCCGCCACAAAAGCCAGCUGCGGCUCCACCUCCGGCAGAAACACGGCGCCAUCACCAACACCAAGGUGCAAUACCGUGUCUCGACAACAGAGCUGCCACCAGAACUGCCCAAGGCUUGCUGAAAGCCAGGCGGAUUUCUCUGCGGGGCGGGUGAGAGGAAGGGGUGUCUGAGGGCGAGGGAGAAAGAUAUCCAAAGGAUACUUGUAACACUUUAACACUUUAAAACUUUCAUCACACGAUGGAGUGCCUCUAAGCCCAUAGUGCAGAUAGGUGGGAAAAAAUAUUAAAAAAUACACGGGUUUUGUUUUUAUUUUUCCCAGUUAUGUGAAACUGAAAAAAAACUUAUUCAGAUUUAAAUGUGUAUAAAAAAUGUCUGUGCAGUGGAGUGUUUAACCUUCACAGUCUGAAGAUGAGGAAUGUAAUGUUGAUUUACGGGAACAGUUGGGUUUUUUUGUUUGGUUUUUUUUUGUUUUUUUUUGUUUUUUUUUUGCUUUGUAUGCAAAAUGUGUGUUCUUUUAAAGAGAAGAGAAGAAUUGUGUGCUAUUGAAGAGAGGGCUUUAACUUUUUUAACCAAAGGUGAAGGAAUCUAUGGCAGAGCUGUAAAUAUAUAUAUAAAUAUAAAUAUAUAUAUAAAAUAAAUAUAUAUAGACCUUAAAGAUAUAUUAAAAAUAUAUAAAAUGCAUUAAAGGCUUGAUUUAGCAUCUGCUGGCAGAUGCUGAUUUGAGACUCUUUAGUGUGGUAGAGCACUUAACAAGAUAUUUUAAAGUAUUGCAUCUGUAUAAGUAAGAAAAUAUUUUGUCUAAAUGCAUCAGUGUAUUUGUAUUUUUUUGCAAGUGAAGGUUUACAUUUACAAAACAAAGUGUAUAUUAAACCAACAAAGCUGCAGAAGGAAUUUAAAAUAAUAAUAAAGUGUAAUUUUUUUUGUUUUUGUUUUCAGUCUGUAUAUAUGUAAAAUGUGGUUCGCACGGUGCCUUUCUUUUCAAUGGACGUUUUCAAUGUAUGAACUGUAUGAGCCCAAUUUCCUUUUUAAGGUACAGCCUGAUGUUACAAAAGGAGUCCUCUGGCAGAACUGUUUAUCGGGGAAUGUUUUGUGUUUUGGGUUUAUUUUUUGUUUUUUUGUUUUUUUGUCUUAUUUUACAUGCUUGUGUUAUGAACAAUCUCGGGAGACAGGGUUUGGGCUGUGUCUAAACUGCAUUAAUGCAUUCUGUAAAAUAUAGCUGUACAAAUACAAGAAUAAAACGAUGAAAAGUAAAGUA
Molecule: messenger RNA, 5556 nt
Organism: Gopherus flavomarginatus (Mexican gopher tortoise)
Lineage: Eukaryota; Metazoa; Chordata; Testudines; Testudinidae
Gene: BCL6
Product: BCL6 transcription repressor
Exons: 11
Coding region: 2293-4422 (709 amino acids)
Biological process (GO): regulation of immune system process; regulation of cytokine production; negative regulation of transcription by RNA polymerase II
Cellular component (GO): nucleus
Molecular function (GO): DNA-binding transcription factor activity, RNA polymerase II-specific; RNA polymerase II cis-regulatory region sequence-specific DNA binding; protein binding
Source: RefSeq, a predicted model, not a curated record